Prorocentrum cordatum is the source of this 169-nucleotide messenger RNA. Lineage: Eukaryota; Dinophyceae; Prorocentrales; Prorocentraceae. The record is from the annotation of a GenBank genome assembly.
AUGAGCUUCGAGCCGGCCGCAGGAUCUUCAGGGCAGCGCCGGAGCCCCGCAGGCGCUGGGGGCGCCGCGGGCGCUCAGCCCCAGCAGCCGCUGUCCCAGCGCGGUGUCGAGCCAGCCGCCGCGCCGCCGCAGGCCGCCGUCGAGUGCGCGGGCGCCGCCAGCGCUGACG